Messenger RNA from Adineta steineri, 711 nucleotides. The record is from the annotation of a GenBank genome assembly. Lineage: Eukaryota; Metazoa; Rotifera; Eurotatoria; Adinetida; Adinetidae.
AUGGCUAGUUCUGUUGAGUCGACUAAUACUGGUAAACAAGUGAUAAUAUCCCUUGGUGAUUUAUCACAUGAAGUAUGUGUAGCAGCCACUCAAGUAGAAUAUUGGCAACAAUUAAAAAAAGGAUCAAAUAUUUCAAUUACAAGUAAUGGAAAAUAUGUUCCAAAAGAAUUCAAACCAAUGUGUAAUGAAGAUGAUGAACCAAGACUUCAAUUGAUUAUUCAAUCUCAAUAUGAAAAAGAUAAUAAACAAAUUGAUAAAAUUUCUACUCGAAUUCGUCAUGAUUUAGUAUUAUUUAAACGUUAUAAUGAAUCUGUUUUUGAUAUUAAUAAUCAUCAAUUAUUUGUUUUUGCUUCUUUAUUUAAUUCUCUUUCUACUGAUGUAUUCUCUUUCGAACUAGUAUUAUUAGGUGAACAAAAUUAUAAUAUCAAACAGAUAGAAAAGACAUUUAAUUGUUCAAUUGUUAUUGAUGAAUUAACUCCGCAAAGAUAUCGUUUUACAAUACGUCAUAAAGAGUUAGUUAUAAUGGAUCUUGUUGCUAUUCAUAUCCAAGCACUUAUAAAACAAGUACAAUAUCAAUAUAUAAUUGCAUUUGCUGGAACAAUUAAACAAUCUAUUGAACGAUUAGAAACUUCUGCACCAUCAUCACUAUCAUUAAAUUCAUAUAAAUUUUCAAAUAAGAUUGAUGAAGGAUCAACAAUUAACAACAACUAG